Molecule: messenger RNA, 993 nt
Organism: Lycium barbarum (goji berry)
Lineage: Eukaryota; Viridiplantae; Streptophyta; Magnoliopsida; Solanales; Solanaceae
Product: calmodulin-like protein 3
Exons: 1
Coding region: 325-783 (152 amino acids)
Molecular function (GO): calcium ion binding
Source: RefSeq, a predicted model, not a curated record
GAAAAACCUCAAAAAAAUCCUAGGAAAUUCUAAAUAAGUGAUUCAACAAUAUUAGUGGAUAUCCUCAAAACCAUCCUUCUAUUUCUCUACCUUUUCUUCCCUGGCCUUUUCCGAUAUAUUAACAUCUUCUCUAUAUCAUUUCCCCAGUUAUUUGGCCCUUAAGUUUCUUGUUUCCUCACAAAUUUACAACCCCUUUGCCUUUUCAAUUUCUGUAAAUCACCUUACAAAUUUCCAGUUUCUUUUGUAAUAAAAAACAAGAAGGUAUUCAUUGAUUUUCUGUUACAUUAUUUUGUUUCGUAGGAUUAGCCUCUGUCCAUCCAAGAAAUGGAUCCAGCAGAGCUACGUAGAGUUUUUCAUAUGUUCGACCGAAAUGGGGACGGGAAAAUUACGAGGAAAGAGCUUAGCGAUUCGUUGCAGAAUUUGGGAAUUUAUAUUCCUGAAAUGGAACUUGUGCAAAUGAUCGAAAAGAUUGACAUAAACGGAGACGGGUUCGUAGACAUGGAGGAAUUUGGAACAUUAUAUCAGUCGAUAAUGGACGAUACGGACGAAGAAGAAGACAUGAGAGAAGCUUUCAACGUGUUCGAUCAAAACGGUGACGGAUACAUCACGGUGGAGGAAUUAAGAUCCGUUUUGUCAUCGUUGGGUCUGAAACAAGGAAAAACGCUAGAAGAUUGCAAGAGAAUGAUCAUGAAAGUUGAUGUGGAUGGUGAUGGAAUGGUUGAUUACAAUGAAUUUAGACAGAUGAUGAAACGUGGUGGAUUUGCUACUUUGAGCUCAAGUUGACAUACUGAAUGAAAAAACAGAAAGAAAAAAGGAAGAAAAAAUUAAAGCAUUUGAUUGCUUUAAGAAAAUGGUACUCCUAUAUUUCUUCUAAUGAUGUUUGAAAAUGUAGAAGGUAGAUGCAAAUGAGUCAGGAAUUAGCAAGCCUUUUGUAUAUGAGAAAACUUAAUGGAGCUAAUGCAAAACUUAUCUCCUAAAUAGUUUGACCAAAUA